CCUAACAUAGCAGUUCGCUAGCAGCAGCAACCAGCAAGCGUCACGCUCGAACACACUGACACACCGCACAUGGCUUGCGUUGCGUCUCUCGAGUCUUGAUCCCUCUUUUGUCCGCCGCGUGCAUGGCCGGCCCCCGGUUUAUAAGUAAGCAGCAACGGCAGCGUCCGCGAGGGGAGCAGCAAAGCAGCCAGCCAGCUCUGCGGUUUCGCUUGCGCUUGCGCCGCGAGGUGGGCAAUGGCGACCAUGCCGUGGGCGCUUCCCGUGAGGAGGUUGCUGCAGGAGGGGUACGGCGCGUCGUACGCGCAGCAUGGGGCCGCGCGGUCCACAACCAUGGGGAGGUCGGUCGAGACGCUGGUGGUGAUCGUGGCCGCGAUCGUGCUGGCCGCGGUGCUGGCGGGCGUCCUCGCGCGGGUGUGCGGCGGGCAGCACAUGACGCCGAACGCGGACGACCGCGACGUGGAGGGGUGGGUGGAGAGGCGCUGCCGGAGCUGUCUCGACAGCGGGCUGCCGGCGCUGCAGCAGCAGGGGUCAUCAAAGACGGGUGAGAUCAAAUAG
Molecule: messenger RNA, 555 nt
Organism: Phragmites australis (common reed)
Lineage: Eukaryota; Viridiplantae; Streptophyta; Magnoliopsida; Poales; Poaceae
Exons: 1
Coding region: 235-555 (106 amino acids)
Source: RefSeq, a predicted model, not a curated record